AGCGUUAAGCGUGUUGUGUGUAUUUGAGAGAGCGGAGACUCACACAUCAGCACCUGUAGCUAUAGGUUAUAUUUAUUUCCGUGAUUUUUAAACAAUUGUAUAUAUAUAUUUAUUUGUUUAGUGGAUUUACAGCAAGUUUUCAUUAAAAUAAAGCCAGCUUAAAAAAAAAAAAAAAAAAAAAAAAAACAAUGAGGACUGAAAGCGGAUCAGCAGCAGCAGCCGGAUUACCACACAGCCUCGGAUUAUUUAGGAUUUUUUACUGCUUUUAUUUCAUCUUAAAUUAUUAGCAGGUCAUAGAUUUUGUUCCAGACUGAGAUGUGGAUGACUAAUGAAGCGGCGGGGCGGCGGUAUAACGGGAAAUAGCGCAUCCGCCAUUUAUUUGGGGCAUUAAACAAGCUCGCGCGGUAUAUGAGCUUCACCGACCUUUUAUUUCAACUUCACUCUGUUUACUGCUGUCCAUCCUCUAAUUAUCUGCUAUAUUUGCUAUUUAAUCGUAAUUUCAACACCGUUGAAACGCCCUAAAGCAUCCAGUAGACUGUUAUAAACUAUUAUAACCUGCAUGUCUGUGGCACUGGAAUCUCUGACCUCUAUUUGUAGCCCAAUUAGCUUAUAUACAUUAUAAUAAUAAUUAAAAAAAAAAAGGUGUGUGAUUAUAUAAUAUAAUAUUACAUAGGUAACUUCUUUUAAAUGCAAGGGCAUACAGAUCUAGGAGGCUUACUCUGAAGUUAAAUAGCUUAAAGUCUCAAUUUCUGGCUUAAUAAGAAAAGUUUACAUUAACAACCAACACCACAUUUAACCUGUAAGAAGUCUACACAGAGAUCCAGGUGUGUUAGGAAGCAUGGCAGGUGUGUCAGCGGAGGAGCCCAUGCCGGGAUACUUGCAGCUCUUCUCCACAGCCUGCAGCGUUAUGCUGGACGCCUAUAGAGACUGUAAAGACUGUGGCGUCAAAAUGUCCAUACAGACCCUGCUGGACCAUGCACACAUCACACCUACAGAAAUCCUGCUCUUCUUCCUCUGCGUGGUGAUGUGGACCAGUCUGAGAUGGGCACUGACCUAUCACCUGUUUGUGCCGUUUGCCCGGUGGUGUCGUCUCCAUUCCAAAGAUGUGGCGAAGAUGCCAGAAAGUGCUUGGAAGCUGGUCUUCUACACGAUGUCGUGGUCCUACAGCACCUACCUGCUCUUCUUCUGCAACUACAGCUUCUUUCACAACCCUUCCUCUGUCUUUUACAACUGGACGAGCGGAAUGCAGGUGCCCGUGGACAUCGCCAUCGCCUACUUGAUCCAGGGGAGCUUCUACGGCCACUCCAUCUACGCCACGAUUUACAUGGAUGCAUGGAGGAAAGACUCCGCCGUCAUGCUGUUGCAUCACUUCAUCACUCUGGCUCUGAUUGCAUUCUCCUACGCCUUCAGGUAUCACAAUAUCGGGCUCCUCGUGCUGUUCCUCCAUGACAUUAACGAUAUUCUGCUGGAGUUCACAAAAAUCAACGUUUACUUCAAGGUCCGCGGAGGAAAAAGCUACAUGAUCAACGAUGUCCUGUCCAGCGUGGGCUUUGUGGGCUUUGGCAUCACAUGGUUCUGCUUCCGGCUGUACUGGUUCCCCCUCAAAGUGCUGUACGCCUCCUACAUCACCAGCCUGCAGUCCGUCCCCAACAUCCCUUUCUACUUUUUCUUCAACACUCUGCUGUUUGCACUGCUGCUUAUGAACAUCUACUGGUUCCUGUUCAUUGUGCAGAUGGUGGUGAAGGUUCUGACCGGGCAGUUGAAAGGGAUCAAUGACGUACGUGAGUAUGAAGAAAACGAGGUCCAGGAAUCAAUCAAGGCUGAGAGGCAUGACUCAGGAAAUCAGCGCUCCGGAGAAGGGAAUCACAUGCAGAAUGGAAUCAGCAAGAAGCACCAAUAACAGCCUCAGUACUAUCCCCUGCUGGCCCUCUACAGCAAUUGCAAGGAACAAAAAAGGGCAGUUUGACUCUGGCACUCCGUUUGUACUACAGGAACAAAAAAAAUCCCUGCUAGUUUUAGACUGUAAUCUGUUUUUUUGUCCUUAUUUUAAUAAAACUGUGAAUAUUAUUUAGGGGAUUUGUGUUUAAAUCUCGCAAAAACGGGUAGAAGUGAAGGAAAAGUUUUAUCGUUGUGUAUGUGUAAGUUGUUAAUACCAACAUGGGGCUGUUUAGUUUAAGCUGAGUCACCCUGUAAUUAUUUAAUUUAAUUAUUUGUUCAGCUCUGUUUUUCUUUAAGUGUACAAAAAUGAGAUUCAAACAGUAUUUCCUCUUACUCAAAGUUGCUAACGUAAAACUUAAUGGACGCCAGUUAUCACUGUACAAAGUCAACCAGAUCACUUAAUGUACAACUCUGAUGCGCCACUCAGGAGCCUUUUGACUGUUUUUGAUUCAGAUUCAUGCUCUUGCAUUAAAUCAGCUGCCUUUAUAGCAAUUUCCACUGAUUUGUAAUCCUGAGAACUUUCCCAUGGCCCUUCUUCUUGGAAAGCCUGUAGGUUUGAAAUUGAGUCCUUACACAAGUAUUCCUCAAUGCAUUGCUAUGAAUUCAAUACCUCAUUUGCUUUUAUAGAAGGGACCUUUCAUCAUGACGUGUUUAUACGCUGUAAUAGAUCUCAACCAGAAAACAGUCUACACAAGACGAGUGUUUACUAGAUACACCAUAAAAGCCUUAUGGUUUUUUUUUUUUUUCAUAUAUAGCCUCGCUUAUAAUAAAUAAAUGUGUUUUCAAAACCUAACCCGAUCUCUGAAGAGCCCAAGUCUGUCCACAUUAGUGGUUUUUGUUUAGCUAGUUUUUACUCUCAUUCCCGCCAGCUCCUGCAGUUAUUUUUAUUUGCACAUGCAUGUUGUUGAACACAGUAAAUACGUCAUAGAGGGCCAGGCGAGGACCCAGUACAGUAUCAUGGGUUUUUCUGACAGACAGACAGACAGACAGACAGAGAGAGAGGGAGGGAGGGAGAGAGAGAGAGAGAGAGAGAGAGACCCCAGUACACUCUAAUGUUAAUGAACAUAGCUUUUAUUGUCCAGUCAGCUUUCCGCAGGAUUCCAUGUCUUGUUUUGUUCCUGCUGUAAAGGGGUGCACACUUCCUGCCUCAGGUGUGUACACUGACUGCAUUUCUUCCAGGACAGUAGUUCACCACUGAUUUUGCCAUUUUUUCCUUAAAGUUUUUUGACAGUUAUUGCUUUCUGAACAAUUAAGAGAAUUAAACUCUGGGCUCCCAACACUGGA
Messenger RNA from Pangasianodon hypophthalmus (striped catfish), 3222 nucleotides. It is a transcript of the gene cers1, whose product is annotated as ceramide synthase 1. The transcript is spliced from 7 exons. Lineage: Eukaryota; Metazoa; Chordata; Actinopteri; Siluriformes; Pangasiidae. The record is from RefSeq and is a predicted model, not a curated record. Gene Ontology annotation, biological process: ceramide biosynthetic process. Gene Ontology annotation, molecular function: sphingosine N-acyltransferase activity. The coding region runs from base 839 to 1900 and encodes 353 amino acids. Gene Ontology annotation, cellular component: membrane.